Molecule: messenger RNA, 3454 nt
Organism: Elaeis guineensis (African oil palm)
Lineage: Eukaryota; Viridiplantae; Streptophyta; Magnoliopsida; Arecales; Arecaceae
Product: protein TRANSPARENT TESTA GLABRA 1
Molecular function (GO): protein binding
Source: RefSeq, a predicted model, not a curated record
UGGUCAUUAAAUCUCACAAAACCCUGGCAAGUCAAGAAAAAGAACCGCUGAGGAGCAAUCAAGCUUGAGAGGGCUCUCUUUGUGGUCAGGCAAAUUUUUUGUGCAGAAGUUGCCUAUUGGCAGACAUAUAUCAUUUUCACACAACAUCUUUUAAAGUUUUAACACACAAUUCAGUCAAUGAAGGAUGCAACUGUUUCAUUUUGAUUCCGAAUCAAACAUGCCCUUAAUGCUAUUUUAAUAUCACAUUGCCACUGCCACGAGAGUUGUGGUCAUAAACAUAUAAAUUAGUAGCUUGCCAAAGUGAAUGGCUUCGAAUACCUGUCAGUUCAGCUUAGCCGACCUCUUUUUAGUGACAAAUUAUUGAUUGGACCGAGUCUACCACCUUAGUGGUAGAUCGGACCAAUAAUUGACUGCCAUAUCAUCCACCUGGGCGUGGUCCACGCAAUGAUUUCUCCGGUCAAUGUCCAUUCUCCCUCCCUUUCCCGAAAACUCAGCCCCAACACUAGCCCGAACCUUAACCCUAAACCCGCCCUUCUAUCUCUUCCUCCUCCGCCGCUGCCCGCCACCACGCAGCCACUGCCGCCACCACCUCUCUCGAUGAUCGGCCGCUCCUCUCUAGGCGGUAAGCGGUGCCUCCGUUAGCUCAUCAGCCCGUCUAGGUCUCCUCGACGACCGGCCGCUCUCUUGGUGUGGAUCCUCCGGCAAGCAUGAGGCGGGCGUCUAGGUCUCCUAAAGCUUGGCGACGGCCUCGAGGAUCUGAGUCUGAAAGGUGGUGAACAGGGUGAGGUUGUCCUUGGUAGAGGAGAGGGUGUUGGUCCCAGAGGCAGAGGCGGAAGGAAGGAAGGAGAGGAGGGAGCUAUCUGGGCAUAGGGAAGUGAGGGAAGGAGGGAGAGGAGGGCAGAGGAGGCGUGGUGGCGGUGGCGAGCUGGUGGUGGGCGGCGGCGGAGAGGAUGACAAAGGAGGAUGCCUUUUCGGACUAUGAGAAAGAGAGGAGAGGGGGGGCGGAGGAUGCCGAUAGAUCCGCUCGGGAUCGGGUGGAGAGGAGGGCGACACACGAAGGAACGCUGACAAAGGAAUGGGGAGAUUGGCUGCUGAUGUAUCUUUUCCUUAAAAUAUAAUAAAUUGUGCUUUCUGAUCGGUCCGGUCUAUCGAUGAGGUGGUCCGGUCCAACUAAAAAUGAGUCCCCGAGGAGUUGAACUGGUUCCCUUUCUCAUCUCCCCACCAGCGCUGGCCGUCCGUUAGACCAGUCUCCCACCCCACCGACCUGCUCCGGUCUUCAGCACCGCGGCCCGCCUAAUCUCCUAUUCUCUCCCUCCUUUUUAUUAGGUAAAAUUAAACCAUCAACAAACCCCUGGUAACUGAAAACAGGGUCGACUCCUGAAGACAUCUAUCUUCUUUUGAGACACUGCGAAUCGAAUCAAAUCGGAUCGGAAUGGAGGACUCGACCCAAGAAUCCCCUGCGACGGCGACGGCGACGGCGACGGCGAACACGUACACCUUCGAUUCCCCCCACCCGGUAUACGCCAUGGCCUUCUCCUCCCUCCCGGCCCCCACCCCCCCGCUCCUCGCCCUCGGCUCCUUCAUCGAGGGCUACGCCAACCGCGUCGAUGUCGUCACCCUCGACGAGGACGCCCGCUCCUUGCGCCCCGAACCCUCCCUCUCCUUCGACCACCCCUACCCCCCCACCAAGCUCAUGUUCCAUCCCAGGCCCCUCCCCAACUCCUCCACCUCCCUCCUCGCCUCUUCCGCCGAAUUCCUCCGCCUCUGGCAGGUCAACUCGUCGUCGGUCGUCGUCCGCAGCAUCCUCAGCAACAGCAAGUCGAGCGACUUCUGCGCCCCGCUCACCUCCUUCGACUGGAACGACGCGGAGCCCCGCCGCAUCGUCACCUCCUCGAUUGACACCACCUGCACUGUCUGGGACAUCGAGCGCGGCGUCAUCGAGACCCAGCUCAUCGCCCAUGACAAGGAGGUCUAUGACAUCGCCUGGGGCGAGGCCGGCGUCUUCGCCUCCGUCUCCGCCGACGGCUCCGUCCGAAUCUUCGACCUCCGCGACAAGGAGCACUCCACCAUCGUCUACGAGAGCCCCCGCCCGGACACCCCGCUCCUCCGCCUCGCCUGGAACAAGGCUGACUUCCGCUACAUGGCUACCAUCCUUAUGGACAGCAACCGCGUCGUCAUCAUCGACAUCCGAUCCCCCGCGGCGCCCGUCGCCGAGCUGCAGCGCCACCGCGCCAGCGUCAAUGCGGUCGCUUGGGCGCCGCAGGCAGCCAGGCACAUCUGCUCCGCGGGGGACGACGGGCAGGCGCUCAUAUGGGAAGUGCCGGCCGCCGGGGCUACGGUGGCGCCGGACGGGAUUGAUCCGGCACUGUGUUACACCGCGGGGGCGGAGAUCAACCAGCUGCAGUGGUCGGCAGUGCACCCGGACUGGAUCGGGAUAGCGUUCGCCAACAAGGUGCAGCUGCUGAGGGUCUGAGGAGUUUUUAUGAACGAGGAUGUUGCUUAUUUCAUCUAGAUCUCGCAUUAAAGAAUUGUUCCUAGUGAAAAUAUUUACUUGCUGUGUUGCUUGGGUGAACCCAAUAGUUCGAUUUCGUAACAUCAAGCUCAAAACGCUCAAUGAAUUAAAUCAAUUGAGAUUUCAGCAGCUAAUUGCAUUAUCCAUCCUGCAAAAUGAAAAACCACUGGAGGAUGAGAAAAAUGAGAGGACAAAUACCAAAAAGUAGUACCAGAACCUAUGCAGCAGGUUUUUGAAAGAGGCUGGGAAUCAGUUUUGCUGGGAUUGGUCAAAACUGAUCAAAACUCUGAUACUUCUGAAACUAAGUGAUGAAAGGUGGAUUUCCUUGCAGCUGUUUCUUCUAAUGUGGGCUUAUUCACCAACAAAGAAUGAGGACUUCUUUUCAUACUUCAAUUAGUUCAUGCUUCAACAUAUUCCAACGGCUCCUCUUAACCAAAAUUCUUCUGGCAUUGCAUAAUUUGUUUUAUCUUGCUUAAUUUAGACCUUUUAAAAUUGGAUAUAUUGCUGUCAUCUCAGAUUUGUAAGACAGUCUCAAAUUGCGAAAAAAAGAAAGAGGUUUGAUGUCUUAAUCUACAAGGGUCUCCUCAAUGCUAUGUUCCUUGAGAAAAACAGGGUCCAUUUAAGAAAUUGGUGGGAAUGGUUGUUGCAGGACCAGCUUGCUAUUCCUUUUUCAUCCCAGCAUUUGUGCCAUAAGACUGGCUGAUGGCAUAUCCUUCUGAAGAUAAAUACAAUGUGGUUCUAGUUGUCUUUUAGAGUUAAAGAAAAGGGGAACAAAUUAUGUGACAUAUCUGAGUUCUUUUGGACUUAUGGAGAUGGCUUACAUUAUAUAUCAGGUCUUGCAUCACAUCCUUAUCAUAGAUAGGCUGAAGCAAGUACCAGAAAAUUGUUAGAUGACCCAAUCAUUUAUGCAUAAGGAGUUAUUGGGCUUACUUUUUAGAUGCA